Messenger RNA from Triticum turgidum subsp. durum (durum wheat), 4410 nucleotides. The record is from the annotation of a GenBank genome assembly. Lineage: Eukaryota; Viridiplantae; Streptophyta; Magnoliopsida; Poales; Poaceae.
AUGACUGCAGAAAAGCGUAUACCAUUACAUAUCUUACGUGAGAUUACAAAUGGAUUCUCAGAGCACUCAAGGAUUGGAAGGGGCGGGUAUGGAGAUGUUUACAAGGGAGUUUACAGUGGGAGAGAGAUUGCUGUGAAGUUGCUUCAUGUUGAUACGGUGCUAGGACAUGAUGACAGACAAUAUAUCAAUGAAGUUGGUAACCUUUUGAAGGUUAAGCAUCCAAAUAUUGUACAGUUACUUGGUUAUUGUUAUGAAAUACAGAAUGAACUAAUUGAACACAAUGGUGCAAAUCAUUUUACCCGACACGUAUAUAGAGUCCUCUGCUUCGAGUACUUGCAGGGUGGAAGCCUAGACAAGCAUCUUCGUGAAGAAUCUUUUGCACCUGAUUGGAGCACGCGUUACAAGAUUAUAAAGGGGAUUUGUGAAGGAUUAAAUUUCCUUCACAGCUGUGAACCACCAAUCUUUCAUCUUGACCUGAAGCCUGCCAAUAUAUUACUAGACAGUUCCAUGGCGCCUAAACUGGCGGAUUUUGGUUUGUCAAGGCUCUUCGGUGGAUCACACACUCAUGUCACAAACAGAGUUGUAGGAACCGAGGCGUAUAUGCCACCAGAAUUCAUAAAAGACGCCUAUAUCUCCCAUAAGAAUGAUGUCUUCAGUUUAGGUCUUGUGAUGAUAGAGAUAAUUAAAGGGUCUUCAGGUUACUCCGGUUAUAUAGAAACAGACGAAGUCGGGCAAUUUACGCAAAAGGUGCUUGGCAAUUGGAAGAAUAGGAUAAAGGCUACUUCGGAGUACCCAUUAGAGGAAUCACAUCAAGUGCAGAUAUGCAUUGACACAGCAAUGCGUUUUGUUGAACCUGACAGAAACAAUCGACCUAAUAUAGCAGAAGUUCUGGAUAUUCUGAGCAAGACAGAAACUCAUAUUCCCAAGAGACAGAUGGCAGAUGUGUUCCCGUGUCCAACAAUUGGUCUCAAGAGCGAGUCUAAUAUGUUGGAGAUGAUGGUAGCUGAACUAAACAAUAAUGAACAUAGACAUUGCAAUUUGAUGCCAACAGAUAACUCUAACCGUACUGUGCAGCAACUUGCUGACAGGGAAACAUCAUCAGAUGUGGAACAAGUAAUCAUCGGAAGGACCAAGGAAAAACAGAAAAUAUUGUCUAUUUUAUCCGAGAGCAUCACAGAAGAAAUGGUCAUCCUUCCAAUAUAUGGCAUUGGAGGCAUUGGCAAGACAACCUUGGCACAAUUGGUAUUCAAUGACCCAAAGUUUCAAGACUACACUCGGGUGUGGGUAUAUGUUUCCCAGGAAUUCAACUUGAACAAGAUUGGCAACUCCAUAAUAACACAGUUAACAGACAAGAUCAGCAAUAUACCUACCAAACAGAUGCUUCAUAAACGCCUCAAAGAGCUAUUUGAUGGUAAGAGCAUCCUUAUUGUUUUAGAUGACCUGUGGGAGGAGAACCCAAAAGAGUUAGAUAAAAUGAAGGUUAUGCUAGGGCUUGGCCUAGGAAGCAAGGUGAUUAUAGUAACUACACGUGAUGGAGGUCUAGCAAGGAAAUUUUGUAGUCCUGCAGUUGCACCAUACAAGUUGGAGACUUUGACCGUUAAUGAGUGUUGGACUAUAAUAAAACAAAAAGCUGACUUUGAAGACCGAAUCGACCAAGAACAAUUGGAGCAUAUAGGAAGGGAGAUUGCGACCAAGUGUGGAGGAGUGGCCUUAGCGGCCCAAUCACUUGGAUACAUGUUGAACGGCAUGAGGUCAGAUGAAUGGGAGUCGGUGAGAGACAGUCAUAUUUGGAAUCUUUCUACUUCUGUGGGCCAUGAAGUGCUUGCGUCCUUACAGCUGAGCUACAGCCACAUGUCUGCUUGGUUGAAGUUGUGCUUUUCCUAUUGUGCAAUCUUUCGAAAAGGUCAGACAAUAGCCAAGUAUGAUCUAAUUCACCAAUGGAUUGCUCUUGGAUUCGUUGAGCAAUCUAGGAUAUUUGAUUCUAUGCAGCUCUGCGAAAAUUAUGUCACUCAACUUUUGGGGAUGUCCUUCCUUCAAUAUUCAAAGAUACCUUGGGGUUAUACACAAGAAGACAAAUAUAUUACAUUCUUCACGAUGCAUGACCUAGUGCAUGAUCUCGCAAGAGAGAUUUUGGCCCAUCAACUUAACACUGAGGGAAACAAUUGCCGCUAUGCAUUGCUCACAGAUUGUACCAAGUCAUUGCAGCUGUCUGUGGCUUUUCCUGCAAAUAUAUAUUCGCUGCACUUUAGGGGCUGUUACGGACAAGAACUUUGUGAUGGUGCAUUCUCGUCAGCUAAGUGCCUCCGUGUUUUGGAUUUAAGUGAAUGCUUAAUUAAGAAGUUACCUGACUGUAUUGGUCAACUGAAGCAGUUGAGAUUUCUUCGUGCUCCAGGAAUCCGAUAUGAAAUGGUUCCCAGUUGUAUUACUGAGCUCUCACAGUUAAAUUACCUGAACCUUGGUGAUUCUGAUAAAAUCUCAGCACUGCCGGAGGCCAUUGGUGAUAUGACGCAUCUUGAUUUAUCAGGUUGUGUUGAAAUACGUGAACUUUCAAUUUCAAUAUCAUUCGCAGAGCUCAAGCAGCUGGUUCAUCUGGAUUUAUCACGCAGCAGUGUGUCUACAGCAGAAGCUUUGGGUGGCUGUACCAAACUUCAAUAUCUGAAUUUAUCAGGUAACAAGGAACAUAUCGGAAGGCUGUCAAAGGCCAUUAGCAAUCUAAUCAAACUCAGGUAUUUAAAUCUAUCGGGGUGCAUGAAUGCCAUGGCGCCGGCAUCAGAAAACGAAAUUGUCAGAUUGCUUGACUCUGUCUGUACUCUUUCUAAUCUAGAGCAUCUGGACUUGUCUAAGAAUAAAGCCUAUUCCAUCAGUAUACCAGAAAGUAUUGGCAACCUCAUGAAGCUUCAUACAUUGUACCUCUUAGACUGCACCAGAUUGAAGCUUCCUGCUGAUCUUGUGGUGCAUGCUUCAAGUGAUAAAUUUAGCAGCAAUAUCAGCCUGCUUUGUCUUGAAGUGCUGACGAUAUAUAGACUCGAAAAUGUGAAGUCUGCAGAAGAGGCACGAUGUAUAAAACGGACAAUGCUUCGAUGCCUUAAGGCACCUGCCUUUGUGUCUAUGACAUGUGGGCCCAACAGGUGGCUGGCCCACAUGUCAAUGACCCAAAGGCAGGUGCAGAUACAAAAAAUUAUAGAGCUAAGAUUUGAAUGGACUGUCGUGGGUGGGAGGUCUGUGGAUGACAAGGAGGUAUUGGAAAAACUAGUGCCACCAACCAGUGUGCAGAGAUUGUAUAUAAGUGGUUAUAGCAGUGUCAGCGUUCCUAAUUGGCUUAUGGGUAUCAGGCAGCAUCUCCCUAAUCUUUCUCAGUUAUAUUUCUGUGAUUUUCCUAACUGCAAUAACCUACCAUCACUUGGUCAACUACCAUACCUACGAGAGCUAGGUCUGUGCCGCAUGGAGAGCUUGGAAGAGUGGAACACGGCAUAUACCAGUGGCGAGCCUAAGCUUGGGGCAUUGACCAUAGAUCAAUGUGCCAAGCUGAGGAUAAAACCAUGUGCACCAAGAGCUACGGUUUUGUGGAUAAUAGAUUCUGAUAAUGUGCUAUCAUCAUGGGAAGAGAAUUUGUCACACGGUGGUGCUUCCUCUUCUCCAAUAACAAAACUGAUUGUCAAAAACAGCAAGGUGCCCUUGCAUCAGUGGAGGUUGCUUCACCAACUCCCUGCCCUCCGUGAUUUAACUAUCACCGGUUGCAGUGAUCUGACCACCUCACCUAAGAUCAUCCAACAGUUCUCCUCGCUUGUAUCAUUGUCCUUCGACCAGGCAGAAUUGCCGAGUUGGUUGGCCAAGGUGACAUCUCUGCAGAUCCUAAGGCUGUCUGUGUGCAGAAGCAUGACGUCACUACCGCAGUGGUUAGGAAAACUUGCCUCUCUCAAGGAAUUGCAGAUCAUGCGCUGUGAGGGGAUCAGGUCUUUGCCUGACAGCAUACAACAACUGACUAAGCUUGAACAGCUAACCAUCCGUGGCUGCCCUACACUAGUGAAAUGGUGUGAAUCAGACUCAGAGGAGAACAAGAUGAAGCUUGCUCACAUCAGAGGGAUCGUCCCAAGAUCAUUGAUGGCACAGGAAGAGGACACAACAAAGGCCAUUCUAGUAGCUCCCAUUCAUGGUACUACUGUGAUGGAUGAGGCGGAUCCGGAUGUGCUGUAUAGUGCUGUGAUGAACAUGCCCGGCUUUGCUGAGGAAUAUUUGUUAGUUGCUCUGUCUCAGCUGAUGGACAACACUGCCCAGGGCUCCGCAUAUAUGGCCAUGAGCGAGGAGGACCGGGUAUCAUGGCUCAUUAACUUCUUGAAAAAAUACUACUCCCCCCGGCCCCAUUUAAUUGACGCGACCCGCAAGCUAAGUGGUAAAGCACACGAAGUAUAG